This is a messenger RNA of Anopheles coustani, 6849 nucleotides long. It is a transcript of the gene DNApol-epsilon255, whose product is annotated as DNA polymerase epsilon catalytic subunit 1. Bases 24 to 6731 code for a protein of 2235 amino acids. The transcript has 3 exons. Gene Ontology annotation, cellular component: nucleus; epsilon DNA polymerase complex. The record is from RefSeq and is a predicted model, not a curated record. Gene Ontology annotation, molecular function: nucleotide binding; zinc ion binding; single-stranded DNA 3'-5' DNA exonuclease activity. Gene Ontology annotation, biological process: leading strand elongation; mitotic cell cycle; base-excision repair, gap-filling. Lineage: Eukaryota; Metazoa; Arthropoda; Insecta; Diptera; Culicidae.
AGAAAGGUUUGUGCUGGUGAAAAAUGUUUUCUACAAACACUGGAAAAUUUGUGGCAGAAAAGACGGACGGUGAUGACACAAACGAAAUCGGCUAUCGACAGUCCAGGGAAAAUGAUCAAAUCGAUCAGAAGUAUGGUUUUGAGCGAGUGAAAGAUACAUUGGAGCGUACGGGUUAUCUUAUCAACAUACAUUCGACGGAAAUAUUGAACGAGGAUCGACGUUUGGUUGCGGCUUUGGACAUGUACUUUCUCCAAAUGGAUGGUAGCAGGUACAAAACGACCGUCAUCUAUGCUCCAUACCUUCUUUUGAUUACCCGUGAAGGGCACACGCUGGAAGUGGCGAAGUUUCUGAGUAAAAAAUAUUCCGGUCAGCUGCUGAACGUGGAACACAUUCAGAAGGAAGAUCUCGACCUACCAAACCACCUAAGUGGGCUGAAGCAAAACUUGCUGAAACUGUCCUUCCACAAUACAACACAAAUGAACAAAGUAAAGCGUGAUCUAAACAACGCGGUGCGUAAAAAUCGAGAACGGGAGAAAGCAAACACUUACUACAUGCAAAUGCUUAGCACUUCGCUCUCAACGGCGAUCCGUUUCGAUGCCAACGAUGGCGAAGGUAGCACUUCGAAUCAAAAUGUGGACUUCUAUGACUACAUAGAGGAUAUGCGUGAACAUGAUGUACCGUACCAUGUGCGCGUAUCGAUUGAUUUGAACAUUUUCUGUGGCACCUGGUACACCGUUCGCUGCCGUGGGAGCGAAGAACAACCGAUCAUUACGCCACGACCCGAUAUUUUGGACCGUCCCGAGCCAGUCGUUCUGGCGUUUGAUAUCGAGACCACCAAACUGCCGCUAAAAUUUCCUGACGCUCAAACGGAUCAGAUCAUGAUGAUCUCGUACAUGAUCGACGGCCAAGGCUAUCUGAUUACCAACCGCGAGAUCAUCAGCAACGAUGUGGACGACUUCGAAUACACACCCAAGCCCGAGUUCGAAGGAAAUUUCAUUGUUUUCAACGAACCGACCGAACGAGGUCUGUUACAGAAAUUCUUCGAUCACAUCCUAGACGUUAAACCACACAUAUUCGUAACAUACAACGGAGACUUCUUCGAUUGGCCCUUCGUCGAGGCACGCGCGGCAGUGUACGAUCUGGAUAUGCGGCGCGAGAUCGGGUUCUCGAAGGUAAACGGCCGCGAUGGAAACUAUCUGUGCAGACCGGCGAUGCACUUGGAUUGCCUUUGCUGGGUAAAACGCGAUUCAUACUUACCGGUUGGUUCGCAAGGUUUGAAGGCGGUAGCAAAGAGUAAGCUACGCUACGAUCCGGUUGAAUUAGAUCCGGAAGAAAUGUGCCGCAUGGCGGUAGAACAACCGCAAGUGUUGGCGAACUAUUCGGUUUCUGAUGCAGUGGCAACCUACUAUCUAUACAUGAAGUACGUGCAUCCGUUCAUCUUUGCACUGGCGACAAUUAUUCCUAUGGAACCGGAUGAAAUUCUUCGCAAGGGAUCCGGCACGUUGUGUGAAUCGCUGCUAAUGAAAGAAGCAUUCAAGGUUGACAUUGUGUUUCCUAACAAACAGGUUUCGGAGCUGAACAAACUCAGCUCCGAUGGGCACGUGCUCGACUCUGAAACGUACGUUGGAGGCCACGUCGAAGCGCUGGAAUCGGGUGUUUUCCGGGCCGACAUCAGUACCCGUUUUCGGCUUGACCCGGAAAUGAUUCGGCAACUGCAAACCAAUGUAGACAAAGUACUGGAACAUGCAAUCGUCACCGAGGAGGGCGUUCCGCUUUCCGACGUCGUCAAUUUCGAUGAGGUCAAAGCGGCAAUUCUGGCCGCUUUGCAGCAACUGCACGAUAUUCCCACCCGACUCGAACAGCCUGUUAUCUACCACCUCGAUGUUGGAGCCAUGUACCCGAACAUCAUCCUCACAAACCGUCUUCAGCCGUCAUCGAUGGUUAACGAGGCUGACUGCGCCGCUUGCGACUACAACAAACCGGAUGCUCGUUGCAAGCGAGAUAUGGAAUGGUUGUGGCGCGGUGAAAUGCUCCCCGCUAGCCGUAAUGAGUUCCAGCGCAUCCAACAGCAGCUGGAAACGGAAAAAUUUCCACCACUUUUCCCGGGAGGACAGCAGCGUGCCUUCCAUGAGCUGUCUCGUGAAGAUCAGGCGAACUACGAGAAAAAACGGCUUUCCGACUAUUGCCGCAAGGCGUACAAGAAAACCAAAGUGACACGGCUUGAAACGCGCACAUCCACCAUCUGCCAGAAGGAAAACAGUUUCUACGUUGAUACGGUGCGCGCAUUCCGUGACCGGCGCUACGAAUAUAAAGCCCUCACCAAAGGUGCCAAAGCGGCCGUUACGUCGGCGGUGAAGAGUGGCGAUGCGGGAGAAAUUAAAGCCGCCAAGGGACGCGAGGUGCUGUAUGAUUCGUUGCAGCUGGCGCACAAAUGUAUCCUCAAUUCUUUCUACGGCUACGUGAUGCGUAAGGGUGCACGCUGGCAUAGUAUGCCGAUGGCCGGCAUAGUCUGCCUGACUGGCUCGAAUAUCAUCACCAAAGCGCGUGAAAUCAUCGAACGUGUCGGACGACCGUUGGAGCUCGACACGGAUGGAAUCUGGUGCAUUUUGCCGGCAUCCUUCCCGCAAGAGUUUACGGUUCGUACAAAUCACCAGAAGAAAAAAACUAUCAACGUGUCCUACCCGAAUGCUGUGCUCAACACGAUGGUAAAGGAUCACUUCACGAACGAUCAGUACCACGUGCUCGAGCGGCCAUAUUCAAGCGAUGGCUCUGGAGCGAAGUAUUCUAUUCGCUCGGAAAACUCCAUCUUCUUCGAAGUGGACGGCCCAUACCUGGCAAUGGUGCUGCCGGCUGCCAAAGAGGAGGGCAAAAAGCUCAAAAAACGGUACGCCGUCUUCAACUUUGAUGGAUCGCUGGCGGAACUAAAAGGAUUCGAGGUGAAGCGCCGCGGUGAACUACAGCUGAUCAAAAUCUUCCAAUCGUCCGUGUUUGAGGCGUUCCUGCAGGGCGCCACGCUGGAGCAGUGCUAUGCCGCGGUUGCCAAAAUCGCUGACUACUGGCUGGAUGUACUGUACAGCAAGGGUCAUAACAUGCCCGACAGCGAGCUAUUCGAGCUAAUUUCCGAAAACCGCUCGAUGUCGCGCAAGCUGGAGGACUACGGCGAGCAAAAGUCCACCUCGAUCUCUACCGCAAAACGGUUGGCCGAAUUCCUCGGCGAUCAGAUGGUGAAGGAUGCCGGGUUGGCAUGUAAAUUUAUUAUCUCACGCAAACCGGAAGGGGCCCCUGUUACCGAACGGGCAAUCCCGUUGGCCAUAUUUCAGUCGGAGGUAAGCGUGCGGCGUCAUUAUUUGCGGCGCUGGCUCAAAGACAAUACCAUGGGCGAUGCGGACAUCCGGGAUGUGCUGGAUUGGAACUAUUACAUCGAACGCCUGGGAGGCACCAUUCAAAAAAUCAUUACCAUCCCCGCCGCCCUGCAAGGCUUAAAUAAUCCCGUUCCUCGAGUGCAGCAUCCGGAAUGGUUGCAUAAGAAGAUGCUGGAGAAAAAUGACAUACUAAAGCAACGUCGCAUAAGCGAGAUGUUUUCGGUUGCACCGAAACCGAUAGCUCCCGAGCAUGGAGCAGUGACCGAUGUGGAAGAUCUUGUUCGGAAACAGACCGGUUCCGGACCGGCGUCCGGCGUCCCAGUGACCCAUAAACGUCGCCGAGAGGGUUCUGACAAUCAGGCCGAAGAUAGUGAAGCGGAAUCUUCGGUAACGGUACCGAAAACAUGGCGCGAAGCACUCGGUAACCCUCCCAAUACAGGCACUACACGAAAGGAGUUGAUCGAGUGGUUGCAGUUUCAUAAGCGAAAAUGGAAAUGGCAGCUUGCACGUCGUGAUCGACACCAUCGUGAUGCACGCAACAGCAAAAAACUCCGAACGGAUGCGCUGGAACCCGCUGGAACCACCUUGCCGCCUACUAGAUCGGCCGCCACGUUGGGCGGAUUUCUGCGCAAAACGCAACGUUCAUUGAUCGAACAGAGCUGGCAAAUCAUUCAACUGUUGCCGGUCGACGAACUGGGCAACUUCACGCUAUGGGCGAUGGUGGGCGAUGAACUGCACAAAAUUCGCCUAUCCGUGCCGCGUAUCUUCUACGUAAAUCAGCGAACGCCAGCACCACCGGAAGAUGGCGGCUCUGGAGGUGGAGGGGUGGCAAAAUCGAUGUGGAAGAAGGUUCAUCGCAUGCUACCCCGGGCCCGCCCCGUUUACCAUCUCUACCAGUAUGUCGUGCCAGAGCAGGUAUUUCGCGACAAUAGGCUAGGUUUGCUAGCCGACCUGGCAACACCCGACAUCGAGGGCAUCUACGAGACUCAGAUGACACUCGAGUUUCGUGCCCUAAUGGAGCUGGGCUGCGUUUGUGCCGUGCAGCGAUCUGAAGCACGUACGUUGGCCGCACUGGCAACGAAAGAUCUCGACACGUUCAAUAUUCAGCAACUCGAAAUGCGUGGCUUCUCAAGCGGCAUCACGACCGCACCGUACCUAAAACCAGGUGCUUGUGGGGGAAAUUUGCGUAAAAUUUUCCUCUACCAGCACGUGUCCCCGACCGGGAAGCGUGAAAUGUGGGGCCUUUUCUCACCCGCCAGCAAAAAGGCGCUCGUAAUCGUGCUGGACACGGUGCGCACAAACCAACUUCCGACGGUGAAGAGUCUCUAUACCUCGGAACGGAUUGCGCUGCUGGCAGGUGGAGGUGGGGAUAGAACGGAAGAAGAAAUGCUCCCGCCGGUGGACAUGACAUUCGAGGUGUUCAUGGAAAUCGAUGCCAAGCAGGUGUACCAGCGAGUAACACGCGCCCUUGCCGCAUACCGAGAUGAAAAACGUGGACCUACGCUUCUGUGCCUGCAGACGGCGGUCGGUUUGCAAAAGAUCAACCAGCUGCUACCGGUAUGCCUCGAGUUCCCAGAAGUCCCCAUUCACAUCGCGGACGACGCAGCGCUACUGUCCGGACUGGACUGGCAGCGGCAUGGGGCACGUUCAAUGAUAAGACACUUUCUCAACCUCAACCGCGUGGUGCAAAUGAUGCUAGACCAGUGUCGCUACUUCCACCUACCGUUGGGCAAUAUGCCCCCGGACACAGUGCUCUUCGGAGCGGACCUUUUCUAUGCCAGGUUGCUGCAGAAGCACAACUUUGUCCUAUGGUGUUCAUCUGGCCCUCGACCGGAUUUGGGAGGACGCGAGGCGGAUGACAGUCGCUUGUUGGCAGAAUUCGAGGACAACAUUUCAAUCGUACAGAACCGGCCCGGUCUGUACCGCUCGGUUUGCGUGGAGCUUAAUGUGGAGAGUCUGGCCGUGUCGGCGCUGCUGCAAGCAAGCCGAGUGCAGGAGCUUGAGGGUACCUCGUCCGCAAUUACAUUCGACGUGAUUCCACAGGCAUCCCUGGAGGAGAUGAUCACAAGUGGUCCUGGUGGUCAGCAACUUUCUAGCUACGAUGAAACGGCGCUUUGCAGUCAAGCGUUUAGAGUGAUGCGCACCAUGGUGAACACGUGGUUGCGCGAGGUUUCCAUCAACCGCAAUGUGUUCUCCGACUUCCAGAUAAUUCAUUUCUACCGCUGGGUGCGCUCUAGCCGUGCUCUCUUGUACGACCCGGCCCUUCGGCGAGCACUUAAUACGCUGAUGCGCAAGCUGUUUCUGCAAAUUGUGGCAGAAUUUCGACGCAUGAAGGCGGACAUCAUUUAUGCCGAUUUCAACCGCAUAGUCAUCGAUACCGGCAAGCGCACGGUGGUCGAUGCAGUCAGUUACACCGAUUUCGUCGUGCAGAACAUCCGAAAUCGCGAAAUGUUCCACAGCGUAUCGCUAUCGUUUCAUCAGGCAUGGGAGUUCCUGCUGUGGAUUGAUCCAACCAACUAUGGCGGUGUGCGAGGAAAUUUGCCGAAGGAAGUGAUCACCACUGGAGAAUCUGAUCCGAACGUCGGACUGACAGAAGAAUCCGAAGAGCAGGAGGAGGAACUAGCCCUGGAGAUGAACUGGAGCAUUUCGGAGCAGUUGCCGGAGGAACGGCGAUGCCGGGAGAGCUUCGAAAGUUUCAUCGUGUCGUUCCUGCAAGCGCUGGCCGAAGGUGCGACCCCAGAGAAUGGUCUGAAAAAGUUAGCAUGCAUCGCAUAUGGAAUGGUGCAAAAAAUGCACGACGGGUACGCACGCGGUGCUGAUGGGCCAGCGCUGGAAUUCGUAAAGGCAGUCACCCGGGCUCUGAACAUAAGCAAGGACACCGAAGAGCAGGUGACCACGAUGCGUCGAAACAUGCUACUCCUGAUUGGGGUGGGUGACUUCAGCGAAAAAGCAAUUUGGAAAGAGAUGACCAAAUCGUUUGUACUAACCGAAGUCAUAUGUCAGGCGUGCAACCAUUGUCGCGAUUUGGACCUGUGCAAAGACAGUCAUCGGGCGCUCAAGGAUGGCCAGCAGCCCGUUUGGCUUUGUGCGCAAUGCAACGUCGACUAUGAUAACGUGGAGAUCGAAAUGAGGCUGCUGGAUGUGGUACAGCGUAAGCUUAUGUCCUACACGUUGCAAGACUUGCGUUGCGUCAAGUGCAAGCAAAUUAAGCGGGAAAAUCUCGCCCAGUACUGCACCUGCACCGGGAACUUUGAAAAUCUUAUUUCGAGAUCGGAACUACGGCGCCUUUUGCUUACGUUCCAAACGCUUGCCACCGAUUAUCGAAUGCAUGUACUGCAGGAAACGGUUACUCACAUUUUACAAACAUGAAACCUGCCAAAAUAAGCCUCACGGUGCACAUCGUCGAUACAUUAAAAGGUACCUCUCCCACUAGAGAUUACAGGCUUUCCAGUUUCUUUGCUAUUGUGCUUAAUAAACACUAACACAA